Volvox carteri f. nagariensis is the source of this 1035-nucleotide messenger RNA. RefSeq lists its product as uncharacterized. Bases 67 to 453 code for a protein of 128 amino acids. NCBI's taxonomy places the organism in Eukaryota, Viridiplantae, Chlorophyta, Chlorophyceae, Chlamydomonadales, Volvocaceae. Gene Ontology annotation, biological process: proteasome assembly. The transcript has 3 exons. The record is from RefSeq and is a predicted model, not a curated record.
CGCCAUAAAGAAUAUAUCGGUCACGUUAAUUGCCGGGAAAAAGCUUGCCGUUCGCUUUCGGCUCUGAUGGAAGAGCUUGCAGGGACACAGGUUGCUUUCCCUGUUCGCAACCGCAUCUUUGCACGCUUAAUCAACGGAGUAACCACAAAUUUCGUCUGGAACUUGUACCUGGACCACCUGCUGCUGAUCAUCACUCAAAUUGGGACGGUUGGGACGGUUAUCUCCGCCAGGCAAGACGCCACCUUUGACGGGCGCACCACCUUCAGCAUAUCUGUGGUGUUGGGUAAGCGGGAGGACCCCACCUUGGAGCUGGCGGCCAGGCAGCUGGUGCAGCAGCUGGGGGAGCUCGGUCACAGCAGAUCCAUUACUUUGUGCCUAGGUCUUCGUGACCUGAGUCCGUCCUCAGUUCGGGAGCUGGUGGGGGCUGUUCGAGAGGACCACGCGUGGUGCUGACUGUAGCUAGCAGCAGCAGCUGACAGCACCCGACCCGACAGGCCGGCGGUGCUGGUGCUGGUGGACGGGGGGGGUGAACUGGGGCAUUGCAGGCUAUGUAGGCUGAACGAACGGGGGGCCUGCAGAGCCGCUGGUGUGUAGGUCAGAGAGAGGCCCGCUGGGAGUGGGGAGAGGGGAAGCAAAGUGGUUCCAUAUUCGAUGGAGAGGGGGCCAUAAGGGAGGCACGAGGUAUGGGGAGUUGGUUCUAACUCCGGCCGCCAGGGUGUGGGUCCUGUUGCUGGUAAGGCUGGUGUGGGUGGCCGGGUGGCUGACCGGUUGUGGCGCAGUUCAGCGCGGUUCAGGUGAUGAGCUCCCUCCGGUGCCCCCUUGCUGCGGCCCAACCCCUCCCAGGUGCUCAGUGUUGGGUGUGGUGACGACUGUGCACCCUGGACAGACAUCUACCCCCCUACCUACCUACCUGCCUACCUACCUACCUACCUACCUACCUACCUACCUACCUACCUGCCUACCUACCUGCCUACCUAGCAAUGUAGGGGUAAAUCGUUUAGUCGCUGUAUAGGAUAAAAUUUAAAAAAGCGGACC